UUAUAAACUCGUUGAACCGAUUGAUUCGAAACAGUUGGAGUUUAAUAUCACUGUUACCAUUACGAAUUAUUAUUGCGAACGAUAAAGCUUGAACAUCGUGCUCUGAUGAAAAUUCGAUAUAUCUAGCAUACUGGAUUUAUUUAUGUUUACUUAUUAUUAUGGUGGUUUUGAUAUGAAUCAGAAUUUAAUAAAAUAUUUUAGAAUAAGCUUUGAAAUUAUUUGUAUCGGUUCAUUAUAAUAUCUUUCUUCUGCUUUUUAUCUAACGUAAGUGUGAUUCACAAUGUCUUGUUCUGCCUCGAAUUCAGUUCCGGCAGCAAAUCAAAGUUUAGUAUCUCCAGCAAGUGAUGAACGUAUCACAUUAGUCGUCGACAACACCCGCUUUGUCGUUGAUCCUGCUCUAUUUGCUGCCUAUUCAGAUACCAUGUUAGGAAGAAUGUUUGGUUCAUCCUUAGAACAUAAUUUCACUCGACCAAAUGAGAGAGGAGAGUAUGAAGUUGCUGAUGGUAUAUCAGCUACAGUUUUCAGAGCGAUACUUGAAUAUUUUAAAACUGGUGUAAUACGUUGUCCUCCAACUGUAUCUGUACCUGAACUGAGGGAUGCUUGUGACUAUUUUUUAAUUCCUUUCGACUCUAAGACUAUCAGAUGUCACAAUUUGCGUGGAUUCCUCCAUGAACUAUCCAAUGAAGGUGCCAGAAGGCAGUUUGAGAAUUUUCUUGAAGAGCUAGUUUUGCCUGUAAUGGUUUCUUCUGCUCAAAGAGGCGAUAGAGAAUGUCAGAUAGUUGUUCUGUUAGAUGAUGAUGUGGUUGAUUGGGAUGAAGAUUAUCCACCCCAAACUGGUGAGGAACAUUCACAAAUUGUUUAUAGCACUGAAAUGUAUAGGUUUUUCAAGUACAUAGAAAAUCGGGAUGUUGCUAAGAAAGUUUUGAAAGAGAGAGGCCUAAAAAAGAUUCGAUUGGGCAUUGAAGGUUAUCCUACACAUAAAGAGAAGGUCAAGUGUCGCCCCGGUGGAAGAGCUGAAGUAAUUUAUAACUAUGUCCAGAGGCCCUUUCUCAGAAUGUCGUGGGAAAAAGAGGAGGCUAAGAGCCGACAUGUUGAUUUUCAAUGUGUUCGCAGCAAAUCAAUUACGAAUUUAGAUGCUGAUGGUAUUGAAGCUUCAGCACCAGCAAAUAAUGUUGUUGUUGUUGAAGGUGCUGCAGGUGAAGUUAAUUACGAUGAAAUAUUUAUUUUACCUCCACAUCCUUCACCACGUGAGCCUUAUCCUGAAGUCCACCUGCCUCCUGAUGACGCUGUUUAAAAUCACGAAUACCACUUUCUGUCAAACCGAGUGAAAAAUAUUAAUGGCUGAAGAAGAUUCCCUUUUAUUUUUAUUGAUGUUUUUUAUUUAUUUUUAAAGACAAAGGUUGUUGUGAUUUAUAACCUGAGGAAAAGUGACAACUACAUUUGACUUUCUGUACUUAUGCUAUUUUUUGCUGACUUUGCCCAUAAGCAAUGAAAUUUUCCAAUUGUUAAAUUGAGAAUUUAUGCUUUCCAAAUUAAUCAGUACUGAUUCUGAGAACAUCUGUUCUGAAGUUUUUAUGUCCUUCAUUGUGUUAGUAACAUUUUCAGUUUUAAUAUUUCAUGUCUUAUAUGUGAAUUAUCUUAUUGUCAACAUUUCUGUAUAUUUAAUUGACAUUGCUGUUCAAAUCUGUUUUUGAUAAAUUUGUUGUUGUAAAAAUUGUAUCUUUCACUUAUGUUUAUAAAAUUGGCAUUGUUAAAAUUGUAAUUUUUCCAUAAUUUUUUUUGAAUUGAAUUAUUAGCUUAUAAUUUUAAAAGUUUAAUAUGUAUAUUUCUUUACAUUUUUCUAAAAUUGUAUUCAAAAGACGAAAAGAAAUAAAAGGCAUCAAAGGUUUCGCUAAAUUAUUUUUGCACAUGUAAACUAAGUAUAGCUUUGUAAGUUACUGUGAUUAGGUGUCAUGUGAUCAUGAUAUUUUUAUUAUUAUUUUUUAAAUAACAUUAAGUUUAUCUUAAACAUUUUCAAACAUUUUGAAUAAUGUUGAACCAAAGUUCGGAAAUGAUCUAAAUACCAAUGUUUGUGUAGGUAACGACUUUGAAAUACAGUUGCCAACACAUGGUCUUUAUAACUGAUAAGUACUAUAUUAUGUAUAAUAUAUAUUGAUAUUAUCUAUGGAUGUUAUAGUAUUUUGCUUAUUUAAUUUGCACACUUUUUAUAUUAACCUGUUCAUCUUAUCUAUUUAUUAUUUGUUUUUAAAAUUUUUUAUCUCUCUGUUAAUGUGUUUGUAUCAUUGUUCUUUAAUGGUAUACGCACUCUGUGAUGAUCUAAAAAGAAAAAUUCCAAAGCUUUUUGGAUUCAACAAUAUUUCUUUUACAAGAAAAAUGUGUAUUUCUUUUUGUGCAUCAAUUCUAAAUCUAUUAUUAUUAUUAUUUAUUAUUUUUUUUGUAAAAUAUCUUCAAAUCAACUGAUUUGUAUAAACCAAUAAGAUCAUUUCGAAUGAUAAAUGAAUGGAAGACUUACUUCAAGAAUUCAAAUCAUUUAUUUAGUGCAUAACUCUACUUUGUAUCAUCGAGAAUAGUUUUUUGGUAUAUGAUCCCUAGUUUAAACCUUUAUAACUAAACUCGUUUAAAAACAAACAAACAAAAUAUUUGUUAUGUCGGUAUUUUAUUAGUUUCCCCAUGUUUAAUUAAACUUUUUUUUUAAUACUUCCAAAAUUUUAACCAAUUAUACAAAAAUAUUAUAAAAUAAAGGUGCAAUAUUUAUGGUCUUAUUGCAUUUGAAUGCUUCUACAUGUUGUUCUAUAUCUGUGAUUAUAUGAAAUGCUUUAAAAUAAUUUUUGCUUGUAACAUACUGGCAUUUCAUUUUCCACAUAAUAUUUGUGGCAUUCCAAGACAUUCUUAUUCUUUUAUCUAUCCACAUUAGCCAAUGUCUCACUUGGUCUUAUCUAACUGCUGUUAGUAAAAAAUAUAUUGAGUCUUCAUGAUUUUUUUAUGGGCCUAAGUUUGCCAAUAUCCUACCCAGUUUUGUCUAAAAUCACCAUUAUAUUUUUUAGGAUUAGUUCAUAGAACAAUAUUUACCAGUCUAGUUACAUUGAUUUACAAUUACAUCUAGUUAAAUUGAUUUAAACUGAAUUGAAGUUAUUGUUUUGGAUGCUAUAAUCAUUCAAAUGGUCUGUAACUAAAAUGUCAGAUGUUGCUAUAAAGGUUUUAAAUUAAAUUUUUAAGGAAGUUAUGUUUUAAAACAUGCUUAUUUUUUCUUUUUAAUCCAUCUGGUCAACUGUGUAUAUUUUAGAACUUUUUCUGAAAAAUGAGUAGUAAUCUGUUCUGAUUUCUACAUCUGCAUUUGUGACCAUGAUCGUUUCACAGUUAGUCAUGGUUGAGAAUUUAUGAGUUAAAAAUGCUUGCUGACAGUUGUCAUUUAUUCUCCAGUUUCUACAUUUUUAUUUAUUAUGUCUUACUUCACUAGUGUGUUUUUAUUGUAAUGAUUAUAAAGGAAUUGCCAAAUUCAUAUUUGUUAACCCUUUGGUGUAAGUGGCACACCAGUGUCUUUUUUACAUUAUUUUUUUUCUGGUGCGGUAAAAAGAUAUUUUGGUAUUUUUUUUGCUGGUGCAGUAAAAAGAUAUUUGAACCAUAUUCAUAUUUGUUAACCCUUUGGUGUAAGUGGCACACCAGCGUUUCUUUUACAUAUUUUUUUUCUGGUGCAGUAAAAAGAUAUUUUGGUAUUUUUUAAUUAAAAAAACAGUUUAACAGUUACUAAAGGAAUCUGUUAGAUUCUUUGAAUUGUAUUUGUUCCAAAAUAUUAAAUCCAUAAAAGUCGUUAGAAAUUUUUCUACUUCAUUCAUAUUCAAAAAUUUAACAGUAAUGAAUUUUGUAAAUUAAAGAAAUUUCAAUGAUGGAUAACUGUUUCUCUGAAAUCUAAAUAACUGUAAAUAAAUGCAAUUGUCUUUAUCCAAAGAGGGACACUGGUGUCCGUUGCUGUAUUUCAUAACCAAAAAUUAUUAAAAAUGCUAUUUUCCACCUAUUUUGACCAAAAUUAAUGCAAAAUAAUGAAAAAAGUACGAAAAAGAUGUUUGAUCAAAAUUCUGCUUCAAAGAGUUAAGCAAAUAUAACAAAAAAAGAAUGAAUGAAUAAAAAAAAUUAUUUUGCAGUUGAUUUUAAACUAAAAAUUUAUAACAGUUUUUUCAGCACCAUUUUGUCCUUUUCUUAAGUUUUGUUUCUUGUGUGCGAAAAAAAAUUGUAUGUAUUUAGAUUACAAAUUAUGUAAUUGCUUUUUCUAAUCAAAUAUAAAGCAACUAGUGGCUUAAUUGGACCAAUAUAAUAUUCUCUGUAAAUUAUGUGAAAGAAAUCUUUGUUAUUGGUUUCUGGAGUUGUAUUGAUAGUGAAUUUAUAAAAGAAAAAAAAUUAAAAGUUUGAUGUAUUCA
Molecule: messenger RNA, 4412 nt
Organism: Parasteatoda tepidariorum (common house spider)
Lineage: Eukaryota; Metazoa; Arthropoda; Arachnida; Araneae; Theridiidae
Product: BTB/POZ domain-containing protein mrityu
Biological process (GO): positive regulation of phosphorylation
Cellular component (GO): cytoplasm
Molecular function (GO): protein binding
Source: RefSeq, a predicted model, not a curated record